Molecule: messenger RNA, 4077 nt
Organism: Knipowitschia caucasica
Lineage: Eukaryota; Metazoa; Chordata; Actinopteri; Gobiiformes; Gobiidae
Source: the annotation of a GenBank genome assembly
AUGGGGGUUGGGUUUUGGUGGAAUGUGGUGGGGGGGUUGUUUUGUUUUGUUGGGGGUUGGUUGGUUGGUUUUUUUUGUUAUGUGUGUUUGGGGGGUUGGGUGGUUUGUGGGGUUUUUGUGUGUUUUUGGUGUUGUGGGUUUUGGGGUGGGUUAUGUGUGUUUGUGGGGUUGGGGGUGUUUUUUGUUGUGUGGGGUGGUGUGUGGGUUUGGUUGUGUUGGUGGUUUUGGUUGUGUUAUGGUGUGUGUUGUGAUGGUUUGGGGGGGGUAGGGGAUUGGUUGGAGGGUGGGGAUGUUGGGUUGGUUGGGGGAGUGUUAUGGGGUGUGAUGUUUUGUUGGUGGGUGUUUGGGGGUUGGGUGGGGGUGGGGUGGGUUUGUGGGUGGUUGUGGGUGGGUGGUGGGUUUUGGGGGGGGUGUGGGUGGGGGUGUGGGUUGUGUUGGGGUUGGGGUGUUGUUGUUUGGGUUUGUGGAUUGUGUGGGGGUUUUGGUUUGGGUGGGUUGGGUUUGUUGGUGGGAUUUGUGGGGGGGGGGGUGGUUUUUGGUUGGGUGGGUGUUGGUGGGGUGGGGGGUUUUGGUAGGGGUGGUGUAAUAGGGGGGGGGGGGGUAGGGGUAGGUUAUUGGGUAGUGGUGGUGUAUGGUAGGGUUGGGGGUGUUUUUUGGUGGGUUUUGGAGGGUGGGUAUGGUGGUGGGUGGGUUUUAGGGGUGGGGUUUGUUGGUGGGGUUGGGUGGGUGGGGGGUUGGGUGGUUUGUGUGGUUGGGGUUUUGGUGGUGGGGGGGGGGGUGGGGUGUGGGGGGGGGGGGGGGGGUGGUGGGGGGGUGUUGGGGGUGGGGGGGUGGGGGGGGUGGGGUGUUUUUGGGGGUGGUGGGGUGGGGUGUGGGGGGGGGUUGUGGGUGGGGGGUUUUGGGGGGUUGGGUGGUGUGUGGGGGGGGUGGUGGUGUGUGGUGGGUUGUGGUUUUGGUGGGGGGUGUUGGGGGGUGUGUUUUUGGGGGGGUUGUUUGGUGGUUUUGGAUGUUUUUGGGGUUUGGGGGGGGGGUGGGUGGUGGGGGUGGGUGGGUUGUGUGGGUUGGGGGGGGGUGGUAUGUGUGUUGGUUGUGGGGGUGGGUGGGGGUGGUUGGUGUGGGGGGGGGUUGGUUGGGGGGGUGUGUGGGGGGGGGGGUGUUGGUGGGGGGGUGUGGGUGGGGGGGGUGGUGGGGGUGGGGGUUGUUUUUGGGGGGGGGUGUUGGGGUGGGGGGGGGGUUUGGGGGGGUGUGGGGGGGUGGUGUGUUUGGGGUGGUGGUGGGUGUGGGGGGUGGGGGUGGGGUUUUAUGGGGUGGGGGGGGUGUGGGGGGGUGGGGGUUUGGGGGGGGUUGGGUGGGGGGGGGGGGUUGGGGUGGGUGGUGGGGGGGUUGGGGGGUUGGGGGGGGUUUUGGGGUGGGGGGGUUGGUUUAGGGUUGUGUGUGGAUUGUGGUGUUGGGGUUGGGUGUUUGGGUGUGUUUGGGGUGUUUUGGGGGUGUGGUUGGGGUGUGGGUGGGUUUGUAUUGGGGGGGGUGGGGGGGGGGGGGGGGGGGUUGGUUGUUGUUGGGGGUGGUUUUGGGUUGGGGUGUGAGGUGGUGUGUUUGGGUUUGGUGUUGUUUGGGGGGUUUGGGGUGGGGGGGUGGGGGGGGGUUGGAUGGUUGGGGGGGGGGUAUUUUGGGUGUUGGGUUUGUGGGUGUGUUGUUGGGGUGGUGGGGGUGGGGGGGGGGGGGGGGGUUGGGUGGUGGUGUGGGGGGGUGUGGUUGGGGGGGUGGGGGGGGGGGGGGGUGUGGGGGGGGUGGUGGGUUGGGUGGGGGGGAGUGUGGGGGGGGGGUGGGGUUUUUGGGUUGGUGGGUUUGUUUUUGUUGGGGGGGGGGGGGGUGGGGUGGGGGGGUUGGGGGGGUUGGGGGUGUGGGGGGGGUGGUGUGUUUUGGGGGGGGUUGGUGUUGUGUUGUGUUGUGUGGGGGGGUGUUGGUGGGGGUUUGGGGGUGGGGUUUUGGGUGUGGGUGUUUGUGUGGUUUGGGUUGGGGGGGGGGGGUAUGGGGGGUGGGGUGGGUUUGGUGGGGGUGGUGUGGUGUGGGGGUUGUGGGGGGGUGGGUUGGGUGGGGUGUGGUUUGAGUGUGGUGGUUUGGUUUUUGGUUUGUUUUGUGGGGUUGGUUGUGGGUGGGGGUGGGGGGGUGGGGUGUGGGGAGGGGUUUUGGGUGGGUGGGUUGGGUUUUUGGGGGGGGGGGGUGUGGGGUUGUGUUGUGGUUGUGGGGGGGGUGUUUGUGGGGGGUGGGGUUGGUGGGGGGGGGUGGGGGUGGGUGGUGUUUUGUUGGGGGUUGGGGUUGUUUGGGGUUUUGGGUGGGUGUUUUGUUGUGUGGGGGGUGUGGGUGUUGGGGGUGGUUGUGGUGUGGUGUGGGUGGUGGUGUUGGGGGGGGGGGGGGUUUGUGGGGGGGUGGUGGGGUUUGGUUGGGUGGGGGUGGGUGUGGUGUUGGGGGGGGGGGUGGGGGUGGGGGGGGGGUGUGUUUUGGUGGGUGGUGGGUGGUGGGGGGGGGGGGGGGGGGGGGGGGGGGUUUGGUGGGGGUGGUGUGGGUGUGUGGGGGGGGGGGGGGGGGGGUUGUUGGGUGGUUGGGUUUUUUUGUUUGGUGGGUGGUGUGGGUGGGGGGUGGUGGGUGUUGGGUUUGGGGUGUGUGGGGGUGUGGGGGGUGUGUGGGGGUGGUUGGGGUGGUGGGUUGUGUGUGUUGGGGUGUUGGGGUGGGGUGGGGGUUUGGGGUGUGGGGGUUGGGGGGUGGGGGGGGGGGUUGUGGGUGUUUGGUGUGUUGGGUGGGGGGGGGUUGGUGGGGGGUUGGGGGGGGUGGGGUUGUUGGUGGGGUGGGUGGGGGGGGGUUGGUGGUUUGUGGUUUUUGUGUGUUUGUUUUGUGUUUGGGGGGUGUGGGUGGUUGGGGGUGGUUGUGGUGUGGUUGGGUGGUGUUUGGGGGGGGGGGGGGGGUUUUGGGGGGGGGGGUUGGUGGGGUGUUGGUGGGUGGGGGUGGGUUGGUGUGGGUUGGGAGGGGGGGGGGGUGUGGGGGGGGGGUGGGGGGUUGGGUUUGGGGUGGUGUUGUGGUGGGGUGUGUUUUUGGGGGUUGGUGGUGGGUGUGUUUGGGGGGGUGGGUUUGGGAGGGUGGGUGUGGGGGUGGUGGGGUGUUGGUGGUGGGGGUGUGGUGUUGGGGGGUGGUGGGGUGGUGGGGGUUUGUGUGGUGGUGGUGGGGGUGUGUGGGGGGGUUGGUUGGGGUGUUUUUUGGGGUUGGGGGGGGGGGGGGGGGGGGGUGGGGGUUGGUGGGGGGUGGGUUUUGUGGGGUUUGUGGGGGGGGUGGGUGGGGGGGGGGGGGGGGGGUGGGGGGGGGGUUGGGGGUGGGGGUGGUUGGGUUGUUGGUGUGGGGUGGGGUGGGGGUUGGGGGGGUUGGGGUGGAGUUGGUGUUGUUUUUUUUUUGGGGGGGGGGGGGGUGGGGGGGGGGGGGGGGGGGGGGGGGGGGGGUGGUUUUGGGGGGUGUGUGUGUUUGGGGUGUGGUGUGGGGGGGGGGGGUUUUGGGUUGGGGGGGGGGGGGGGUGGGGUGGGGGUGGGUUGUUUGGGGGUGGUGGGUGGGGUGUGGGUGGGGGGGUGGGGGUGGGGGGUUGUGUGGUGGGGUGGGGGUUGUGGGUUGGGGGGGUGGGGUGGGUGUUGGUGUGGGUUGGGGGGGGGGGGGUGGGGGGGGGGGGGGGGUAUGGUGUGGGUGGUGGGUGGUGUUGUUUGGGGGUUUUUUGUGAGAUUAGGUAUGUUUGUUGGGGGGGGGGGUUAUUUUUGGGGUGUGGGGGGUGGAGUUGGUAAUGUUGGAUGGUUUUUUUGUUUUGGGGGGGUGUGGGUGAUUGUGUUUUGGUGGUUGUGGUUUGUUUGUUUUUGUGGGGGUGGUGGGGGGGGGGUUGUGGGGGGGGGGGGGGGUUGGGGGGGUGUGGGGGGUGUGGUGGGGGGGUUUGGGUUUUGGGGGUGGUGGGGGGUGUUGGGGGGGUGUGGGGGGGGGGGUGGGGUGGUUGUUGGGGGGGGGGGGGGGUGUGUUUUUUUGUGUGGGGUUGUUGGUGUGGGUUUUUUAUAA